Molecule: messenger RNA, 537 nt
Organism: Nicotiana tabacum (common tobacco)
Lineage: Eukaryota; Viridiplantae; Streptophyta; Magnoliopsida; Solanales; Solanaceae
Source: RefSeq, a predicted model, not a curated record
AUGGCUUUCGUCAGAGUGUUGUGGAUACCUCCAUCUAUUUUUCUUCACCAUUCCUCUACUGGCUGUAUCGUCCUUUUGCUUUAUGUUGACGACAUCAUCUUAACUGGUGACAACGGAUCUCUUCUCACUCAAUUUAUUCACCAUCUCAGUAAAUAUUUUGCCAUGAAGGACUUGGGUUAUCUCAAUGACUUCCUUGGCAUUGAAGCUCAGCCUUUGGAUGGUACACCUCCCUCUGAUCCUCAGGCCUAUCGGAGUACUGUUGGUGCUCUCCAAUAUAUCACUCUCACUCGACCGGACCUCUGCUAUGCUGUUAAUCAUGCCUGCCAGUUUAUGGCCAAUCCCAUCACUAUUCAUGAUCAGUGUCUUAAACGUAUUUUAAGGGCUGGUUGUCCAACAAUUCAUCGCUCAACCACUGGAUUCUGCAUUUACUUUGGUGACAAUCUAAUUUCUUGGCGCUCUAAAAAGAAACCAACAGUUGCCCGCGCUAGUGCAGAAGCUGAAUACAAAGCAUUAGCUAUCACUGCUUCUGAAAUUUGA